AUGAGUCCUCGUACACCUCCAACUUUUCUUCUAGUACCGGGCUCCUGGCAUCGGCCAUGGUCUUAUGACCUUUUGCGCGACGACCUCCACGGUCGGGGCUUCAGUACUGAAACGGUUACCUUGGCCUGCGUGGGUAGCACCGAUGCGAACGUGGGACUUGAGCAAGACACGGCAGCCGUCCGCACCGAGCUGCAAAAGCUCGUCGAUGACGGACGUGAGGUCGUCGUGGUUGCGCAUUCCUACGGCGGCGUCCCUACCGCGAACGCGGUAGAGGGCUUCAACUACAAGGAUCGCGCUGCACAGAAGAAAACGGGCGGCGUUCUCAUGGUCGUGUACAUGGCUUCGUUUGCUAUUAGUGCUGGAUCAUCUUUGUCCGACGGCGCUGGUUUACCUUCCUGGUGGGACGUCAAGGACGGCUUCAUCUCACCUCUCGACCCGAUCCGUGUCUUUUACGCCGACGUCAAGCCCGCUCUCGCCGCCAAGGCAGUUGACGCUUUGCGCCCCCAGCCUCUUAGGACAUUUUUAGACAAGUCCGGGUUCGAACCUUGGAACGAGGGGUUCGAGAUGGGAUACAUUUUUGCCGAGAAUGACCAAGCCAUACCUCUCGACCUGCAGAUCACGAUGGCAUCUCAAUUCUCUCCCAGCUCUUUCACGGCCAGCCUUUCGGCCAGCCACUCACCGUUCUUGAGUAUGCCCAAAGAUCUUGGAGAAGCUCUGCAGCAAGCGGCGAAAACGGCAGUCGCAAAGACUGAGGGCUUGAGAGAACGUAAAUAG
Molecule: messenger RNA, 774 nt
Organism: Colletotrichum orchidophilum
Lineage: Eukaryota; Fungi; Ascomycota; Sordariomycetes; Glomerellales; Glomerellaceae
Exons: 2
Coding region: 1-774 (257 amino acids)
Source: RefSeq, a predicted model, not a curated record